AUGGAGCUCCCGUACACAACAGUCGACGUCUUUACAGAUACACCCUUCGAGGGAAACCCGCUUGCCGUUGUCACAAUUCCCCCGUCUGUGUCCCUAACACAGAACCAGAAGCAAGCCGUCGCGAGGGAGUUCAACUACUCAGAGACGACCUUCAUUCACGACGUCGACGACGCCACGUCGGCCGAGCGCCGCUUCGAUAUUUUCACCCCGGAGACGGAGUUGCCUUUCGCGGGCCAUCCGACAAUCGGCACCGCCGUCUUCUUGAAGCCCAAGGGUGUCACCAAACUCCAUGCAAAAGCCGGCCCGAUUUCCAUCGAGGAGACCGGUGCUGACUCCGUGAGGGCCGCGAUCCCGCACAAUGUCAGACUUCACCAGAAGAGACUGAAGGAUCUCGGCUCGGGCCCCUUCAGCGAUGCCAAGGGGGACAUCGCUGUCGCCGAGGAGAACGCGCCGAUCUUCAGCAUCGUCAAUGGCAUGACAUUCGCCCUGACUGAGCUGCCCUCGCUUGAGGCUUUGGGCUCGGCGAAGCAUGGCCCGAUUGAUUUUCGACAAGACGAGCUUCUGGAUGAGGGAUGGCGCGAGACUUUCAUCUCGCCUUACUACUUCGUCCGCCUGGGCACCGAGACUAUCGACGGUCGCGUCGUCCAGAAGAUCAGGACCCGCUUGAUCACUCCCACUCUGGAAGAUCCCGCAACGGGCAGCGCCGCGUGCGCGUUGUCUAGCUAUUUAAGCCUGCACGUCUUGAAGGAAGAUUCGGUCUCUUUCGAAAUCACCCAGGGCGUGGAGAUGGGUCGCAAGAGCAACAUCCACACCGAUGUCACCAUCGGCCAGGCCGCAGACGGCACGCGCUUGCUGAGGACGCUACACCUUGGAGGGAAGGCGACGAAGGUCAUGAGCGGCGUCAUCACAUUGCGAGACUAA
Colletotrichum karsti is the source of this 921-nucleotide messenger RNA. RefSeq lists its product as uncharacterized. Bases 1 to 921 code for a protein of 306 amino acids. The transcript has a single exon. Lineage: Eukaryota; Fungi; Ascomycota; Sordariomycetes; Glomerellales; Glomerellaceae. Gene Ontology annotation, biological process: biosynthetic process. Gene Ontology annotation, molecular function: isomerase activity. The record is from RefSeq and is a predicted model, not a curated record. Gene Ontology annotation, cellular component: cytoplasm.